This is a messenger RNA of Salvelinus namaycush (lake trout), 1928 nucleotides long. Its product is annotated as dynein light chain 4, axonemal-like. NCBI's taxonomy places the organism in Eukaryota, Metazoa, Chordata, Actinopteri, Salmoniformes, Salmonidae. Gene Ontology annotation, cellular component: dynein complex. Bases 110 to 430 code for a protein of 106 amino acids. The record is from RefSeq and is a predicted model, not a curated record. Gene Ontology annotation, biological process: microtubule-based process. Gene Ontology annotation, molecular function: dynein light intermediate chain binding; dynein intermediate chain binding. The transcript has 4 exons.
AAGAAGGAGAGCGGGACGAAAGAAGCGGUUGCUAUGGCCGACAUGUUUCCAUGUCAACAAUAAAUGGACCAAGCUUCUCCUGAUAAACUAGCCAGAGAAGGAGAGGGGAAUGGCAGAGACAACAGAGAGCAAGAAGGAGGAGGCUGAUUACAAGAGGCUCCACAGCUUCCCACUCAUCAGGCACACAGACAUGCCAGAGGAGAUGAGAGUGGAAACAAUGGAACUGUGUGUCACAGCCUGUGAGAAGUUUGCCACCAACAAUGAGAAUGCGGCGAAGAUGAUCAAGGAGUCGAUGGAUAAAAAGUUUGGCAGCUCGUGGCACGUGGUGAUCGGGGAGGGCUUUGGCUUCGAGGUGACACACGAGGUCAAGAACCUGUUGUACAUGUUCUUUGGAGGCAGCCUGGCCGUGUGUGUGUGGAAGUGCGCUUAGCACACACACAGGCGCACACACAAAACACACACAGGCUACACACACACACACCCCUCCCAUCCAGUCUGUCUCUACCUAACGAGUGUGUUUAUAUAUUUAUAUACACAUCCUGGAUGAUUCACCCAUCUCUGAGCUAUGCAGUCUUUUUCUUUGUCAUUUACUGAUCGUGUGUGUGUGUGUGUGUGUGUGUGUGUGUGUGUGUGUGUGUGUGUGUGUGUGUGUGUGUGUGUGUGUGUGUGUGUGUGUGUGUGUGUGUGUGUGUGUUGUGUGUGUGUAUACACAUGUGUUUGCGAGCGUGUGUGAUGUCCCUUACGUCAUUGAUUGAUUAGGCUAAGUCACUCUUGAUGUAUUGUAUUCAAUAUCAGCAUGUCACACUCUUGCCUUGUGUGUGCACCUACAGUAUGAAAAUGACCAAGUCUUAUCUGUAUACAGAUGUGAUAGUUUCUACAGAACAGUGAGUUCACUGCAUGAAGGAGUCGGGUGUCUCUCCUACUAUCCUACUGACGUAAUUCAGUGGGGCUGAAACACUUGCACUCUCUUUCCCUAUUGCUUUCUGCUCUACUUCUUUAACUCGAGGCGGCGUACGUGUUCUCAUCAUCUCCUCAUGCUCACCUUUUGAAGAAAAAAAUGUGUCCAGCUCCAUGUCUUUCCUCCACACCGCCUGUACGUUGGCACACUGUCGUCUCGGUGGGCUGCCAUGCCAUCUGCUGAAAAACAUCCUUACACAAGCACGCACUCUCUCUCAGUCUCUCUUAUUGCUCUCAAUUCACACUAUCUCUGUUUCUCUAAUCCUCUCUCUAGAUUCCUGUUGCUCUCAAUUCACACUAUCUCUGUUUCUCUAAUCCUCUAGAUUCUUGUUGCUCUCAAUUCACACUAUCUCUGUUUCUCUAAUCCUCUCUCUAGAUUCUUGUUGCUCUCAAUUCACACUAUCUCUGUUUCUCCAAUCCUCUCUUGAUAUUUUUUUUUUAAUCUCCGUCUUUAGUAGUAUAGCUUUAGUCCUCACCUUUCAGACAUGAGUCCCAUAAGCCACCCUUGUCUGUCUCUACUCCUCCUAUAACUGAUAAGAUAGCACAGGGACUUUUAUAUCCUCUCAAUGUACAGUAAAUACUUGAAUUUGAAUGUGAAGAUGGAAUCUGAUUUUGUAUAUGAUCCUCAUGGGCUUUUUAUGAAAGAGCUUGUUGUUGAAAUAGUUAUUUUCUGUCACACCACUGUUAUAAGAAUGUCAUGGAUAGGUGUCGUUGUUCUGAAUUUGUACCACAACUGAUGAUAUUACAUGAGCUAUUCUGACUCUCUAGGCCUAGGCAUUGCAUUUCAAUGAAUAUCAACUAGGCAUGCAGUCUCAUUGCCACAUAGAAACCUUUAUGUUGUCAACUGUGGAUGUCACCAGGUACCAUAACACUGAUGCGUUGUAUUGUUGUUUUCACUUCACAACACUGUGUGUUUGCAUAAAUUCAUUGCACAUCAAAUUAUUCCUGAAAGUGAUUUAAAAAAAUUGAGU